UCUUAGCAGAUUGAGUGAAAACAGCUGUUGCAGUGAGAGUAGUUGACUGUUGAGUAUUGUGUUAGUGUGCGGUGAGAGAAGUAUAUUUUGAAUUUAGGUUGUGGUUGUGUAACAAGUGUAAACAGAUGACAAAAUGACCAGUACAAAUUCGAGAGAAGUUAAAUAUAUUUACCAACUACCGUACUAUGAACACAAAGAGCUGUGCCGUUUGUUGGAUCACAAUGACAAGUGGGAAGAGCUUGGUGGAAAACAUAUGAAUUUUGACAUGAUGACAAUCCAUGAAUUACGGAGAUUUUUUGUAAGAGGUUUGUCACCUUCUGAGGAACUGCUCAACAGAUGGGGUCACCAAAACCAUACUAUACUGGAACUGUUUGCUCUGCUGUCAAAAAUGUGUUACUACAGAGCAAUGAUGAUCUUGAAACCAUUUGUUGAUCCACAGUACCAUCACUUUAUAUAUGAAGGAGAGCAGUUUCUGGACUUAACUGAACGUGCCAAGUACUUGGAGGAAUUAAAAAACAAUAAAUCAAAUGUGCCAGUCUUAUCACCUUCUGUUGUUCCUCAAGCAAAUUCCAGUGUUGCAGACAAGGACUUGCAUGUUGGAAUUCAUAACCUGAAUCUUCCAUCUGAGGCAGCUAGGAGGCCUGCAUCCAAACUUAUCUUCCCACCUACCACUUCAUCCUCAGAAGCCAAAGCACCAAACACAGUGGUGCAACGAACAGAACAAUCAGGAAACAUCUCCAAUGACAACAAUGAGUAUGCUACUGUGGAAGCAGGUGCUGUCAAUGCUGGCAGCCCAGCUGUGAACACGCCUGCUGCACCUGAAGUUGCUGCAGCAGCUGAGCCAGAGAAUAAGGACAGCAAUGUUCCAGGGAUAAAUACACAGCGCAAAAUGUCCAAUGCUUCAGAUGUGUCAUCAAUUGCUGAAUCAUGUGGCACCAUACCUGAUAUUCCAUACAAAGAGCUGAUGGUUGCUACAAACGGUUGGGACAAACAUACAAUUCUUGGAAAGGGUGGAUUUGGCACAGUGUUUAAAGGAAUAUGGAAAAAUACACCUGUAGCAAUCAAAAGACUUGAACAGAGAACAGAAUCUGAUGAGAGUUACCAGGCUCAGAUCGAGCAAUCAUUGCGUGAGCUGAGAGUUCUGAAUGCAUGCCGACAUGACAACAUAUUACCUAUUUAUGGCUUCAGCAUGGGUGGAGAUGAGCCUUGUCUUGUGUACCAGUACAUGCCUAAUGGAUCUGUUGAAGAUCGUCUUCUUUGUCGAAAUGGCACUCCUCCACUGUCAUGGGAUCAGCGUCACAAUAUUGCUGAAGGGACAGCAAGAGGUCUUCAGUUCUUGCACAACAACAAAAAACCAUUUAUCCAUGGUGAUAUAAAGAGUGCCAACAUACUACUGGAUACCAACUUUGAACCGAGGAUUGGUGAUUUUGGGCUUGCACGUGAUGGUCCACAGGGUCAUUACACUCACAUGAAAGUGAGCCGAGUCCAUGGUACCCGCCCCUAUCUGCCUGAUGAAUUCCUGCGUUCAAAACAAAUUUCCACAAAGGUUGAUACAUACAGUUUUGGAAUUGUUCUCUUUGAGCUGGCUACUGGUCAAAGAGCAUACGAUGAGUCGAGGCAGAAAAAAUUUUUGAAAGACCAUGUGGAGGCAUGUGAAGAUCAACAGAUCCUCACAUUAGCUGAUAGGAAAGCAGGCCCUUGUGAUCAGGCAACAUUUCUAGAACUGGUGGAGCUGGGCAAAUUGUGUGUCCGCAAGCGUGCAAAAGAUAGACCUGAAAUGGAGGAAGUAUUGAAGCAGCUUGAAGGCAUGUCUAAUCGAAGACGUAUUGCAUCACGUGCUCAGAAUAUGGUUCGCCAGUUGACACCUUCAACCCCUUACGAGUUGCAACUCCUGCACGACAUCUGCAGCCAACAGCGCCGCAUGUCCAGCCCGUCAGCCAGUCCUGCUGCUUCCCCUCAGCCGUACGCCGUGCCUGAUUUGACCCAUGGAGCUCCAAACUUGCCUUUUAUUUCCCCACUGUAUCACCUCCAGCAGCAGCAGCAGCAACAGGUGUUACCACAGCAACAGCAGAUUCCUGGGGGAUUGGCAUCUCCUGUGCUGCCCAACAAUCGAUUUUUUGAUGUGGUCAGUAAUGGGAAUGCCCAAAAAAUGAAUGUGCAUCCUGAGGAUGAAAACAGACUAGUGUACAAUAUUCAGAGGAAUGUACCAUCUCCUCUUCCUUAUGAAGGGAACUUCAAUAAUAUUGUUGAAACAGCUGUUCCAAAUGAAAUGAAAUUGAAUGGUGUUGUUGACUCAGUCAUCCUCAAUACACCCAGGAAGCAAAAUGUCCACCCCAAUGGUGGUGGCAGUAUAAAUCCAUUUCAGAUGAAUAGUUUGCAGAAAGCAGUGAAUUUAGUUGCAAAUGGUGCAGCUGAUAAUUUGAAUAUUGAUGGGCAAAUUCUGAAUUUGCCUAGUCAUCCAACUGUGCUUCCUAGCUUGAUUAAGACAUCUGCAGAGUCUGUUGCAUCACACCUUGGACAAAAUGACUUUGGACUGCCAUUGACAAUUACAGCUGCUGCACCACUGAUAGCCGUUACACCACCAACAGCCAGCUCUUUCUCCAAGCAUAUACCAGUUGCCGAAGAAUCCCAAAGUCAAAAUAACAGUAAAUCAGAAAAGGAAGAAGAGAGGGAUGCUGUGCUAGUAGUGAACAAUUUUGCACCUGGAGAGGCAAGUGUUGGUGGCCUGCCGUUACUCUCUGCACUUGGAAUUAAGAGUGCAGAUAACAUCAGAAGUGACAGUAACAAUGCAGACAGUUCCAGUGUUAAUGAAAGUACAGACAUGUUGUGAUAACACUGCCGUAAUAACAUACUGAACAUCUUUCCAUAACUGUUAAUAGUAUGUAUUUGACAUUUAUGCAGCAGAUUCCAUUUGUUAAUAUUAAUAUUAAAUUUAAUUUUUCAGAGAAUGUAGAGGCUUGUCCUAUUUAAGUAUAAUGUAUGAACCAUACAUAAAGGUCAACAUUUUAAUGUGAUGAAGGAUCAGGACUAGUUUUAUUCCACCAAUUUCUGAUAUUUCGACUCAGUUUUAGGCUAUCAUUGCCUGCAUGAUGAGAGAUAGCUAGAGGGGUGCUAAUCAGUCAACCAGCAUUUACAAAUUUUGUCACUUUAAUGCAGAUUUAUGGAAGGUGGACAGAAUCUUCUGGACACUAAGAAACAAGCUUUCAUAUAGAAACUCUUAAGCACAUGCAACGGAAAUCAGUGGGCUCAAGGUAGUUUUGUAUAGUACCGUGUUUUCCCUCUGUGCCUUCAUUUUACUUGGCAGCUUUAAGCUAAAAAUGAAUUGUCAUGAAGUUACUAUGUGAAUGGUUAGCUAACCAUGUUUUCUCCCCAAGCAUUCAUUUAGUCCUGUGACAUGUUAGUUCUCAUACUUGGCACCAUAAAAUUUGGAUGAAAUGUUGGUGAUUUUCAUAGUAUAGAAAUUAAUAUAGUUUCACUGUUCACACCCAUAGCUGAGUGGUCAGCAUCAUGGAUUGCCAUCCUAGGUGCCUGGGUUCGAUUCCCGGCUGGCUCGGGGAUUUUCUCCGCUCAGGGACUGGUUGUUGUGUUGUCUUCAUCAUCAUUUCAUCCCUAUCCUGUGCGCAGGCCGCCCAGUGCGGCAUCGGAUGUAAUAAGACCUGCACCAAGGCGGCCGGACCUACCCCGCAAGGGGCCUCCCGGCACAAUGACGCCAAAUGCUCAUUUCCAUUUUCACUGUUCACAGUUUACAAAAUUUGAAAUUAAUCUAUCUGGAAACUGUAUCUGUGAAUUUUGUUGUAAUUGUCUGCUGUUUUUCCCUUAACAGUUUCUGAGGGGGCCAUCUCAGAAGCAGAGAAUGUAACUUUCACUUGCAUAAUGACAAACCUGUCUCGUCAUGUUUUGCAUUGUAAGUACCAAGAUUGAAAAUGAUUUGCAGAAUUACUGAAAGCUCAAAUGUCUCUAGUAAUUGAAGCAGUAAUUGUUUCUCCAAGGUGAAGUUGUUGUUGGUGGCUGUUAUGUACUGGGAACCAUAUAAUCACUUAUUUUUCACAAAAGCCUCAAAACAUGAUGGAAAAAAAGAAAGAAAUCUGAUAAUGGCUCUGUUUCUACGCUACAGUAUCAUUUGAUCAUAAAUCAAAUUAAAUUUUUAUCAUUAUGUGCUUCAUAGAAGCAAAGAUACAAUUUUGUCAAUUCUAUCACUACAAACAGGCUAAUGAAAUUAACAUCCCUUAAACUUCCAAGCUGAUAGACUGUGCACAUCUUCAGAGCUAAAGUUUACAUUGUACAGUAAAAUUAAUCUAAAGUUAUAA
Schistocerca americana (American grasshopper) is the source of this 4307-nucleotide messenger RNA. Its product is annotated as interleukin-1 receptor-associated kinase 1-like. Gene Ontology annotation, molecular function: ATP binding; protein kinase activity; protein binding. The record is from RefSeq and is a predicted model, not a curated record. The coding region runs from base 134 to 2830 and encodes 898 amino acids. Gene Ontology annotation, biological process: signal transduction; protein phosphorylation. Lineage: Eukaryota; Metazoa; Arthropoda; Insecta; Orthoptera; Acrididae. The transcript has 13 exons.